UGGAUAAAACACAUACGUGUCACGGUGGGCCCACAAUGUCGGCGGUAAAGGGUGGUUAGCACAUCCCGACAGAAUCCGCCUCCCAAUAAAACCCCCGGAAACAACCCCACCGUUUCAUCUCUUUCUCUACACCUCACAUAAAUAUGCAAUUCAAGACCCCCACCCACUCCUUCUCUUUAAUCACUCUUCUUCUCUUCUUCUCCAAUCCAACCUCAUCAGAUCCUCAAACCAAUCUCCUCACCAAAGACUGCAACCUGUUCGACGCGCCGGACAGUCCUUCCGUCCGCCUCAUCUCUGCCAACCUCAACGCCACCCUCUCCGACCUCCGCUCCCAGCUCAGCUCCUCCCAUUUCGCCACCGCCCAACGCCCCGGUAUCUAUGCCCUCUUCCAGUGCAGAGACUAUCUCUCCGCCUCCGACUGCCUCUCCUGCUUCUCCUCCGCCGCAUCGGAGAUGCAGCGCAACUGCCCGUCCGCCAGCAGCUCCAGAGUCAUCUACGAUGGAUGCUUCCUCCGUUACGAAGGCGAGGCGUUCUUCGAUCAGGCAACGCAGCCCGGUAACGCCGGGUUCUGCGGGAAUCGGACGGUUCUGGACGGGAUCGACUUUAAUCGGACCGCUCAUAUGCUAUUGACGGAUCUUUGUACGGCCACGCCGAGGAGCAGAGGGUUUUUUGUUGCGGCGAAAAGGGAGGGGGUUGGGGUUGGUGAUGUGGUGUACGGGGUGGCGCAAUGCGCACUUACAGUGAGUGAGAGCGGGUGCGGGGAGUGCUUGACGGUGGCGUAUGGAAACAUAGAGAGCUGUCCACCGAACGCAGACGGGAGAGCGGUGGAUGUGGGGUGCUUUUUAAGAUAUUCGGAUACGGCGUUCUUUAGCGAUAACCAGACGACGGAUCUCGCAGCGUUACUAAGGAGGAAAGGAGGGUUGGGUCGUCGUAAGAAAGACAUCAUCGCUAUCGUAGCUGCCUUGCUUCUCUCGGGAAUGCUGGUGUUAAUCGUACUGCUGCUUCUUCGACGUUUCAAAAAGAACAAAAUGUCUUUACAAGCAGAGAUACUAGGGGCAACCGAGCUGCGUGGCACAGUGAAUUUCAAUUACCAAGAACUUAAAUCUGCAACCAGAAAUUUCAGUGAAGAAAAUAAAGUGGGUGGAGGGGGAUUUGGAGAUGUAUACAUGGGUGUUAUGAGAGAUGGGAAAACAGUAGCUGUCAAGAAACUUGCAAUCACCCAAUCCGAACAAACGAAGGGGGAUUUUGAGAAAGAAGUGAAGCUUAUGAGCAAUGUUCAUCAUCGGAAUCUCGUCCGUUUGCUAGGAUGUUGCAGCAAAGGCACAGAGUAUCUACUUGUUUAUGAAUACGCCGCGAACAACAACCUUGCCAAGUUCUUAUUUGGUGAGAGGCGUGGGACCCUCUGUUGGAAACAACGAUUUGAUAUAAUCAUUGGGACAGCUCGUGGUCUUGCAUACCUGCACGAAGAAUUCCAUGUCUGCAUUAUACAUAGAGACAUCAAAUCCAAUAAUAUACUGCUUGAUGAGGAAUUCCAGCCCAAAAUCGCAGAUUUCGGGCUGGCUAGGCUUCUCCCUGCAAACAACCACCAACUCGUCACCAGAUUUGCAGGAACACUAGGAUACAUGGCACCUGAGUAUGCAAUCCGUGGACAGGUAUCCGAGAAGGUUGACGUGUACAGCUAUGGCAUGGUCGUCUUGGAAAUCAUAAGUGGCCGAAAGAGUAGUGACAUAAAGCAUGAACCCGUCACAGAAUACCUUAUUGAGUGGGCGUGGAGGCUGUAUGAGGAAGAUUCACUGAUGGAGUUGGUGGAUGAGAGCUUAAAUCCCGACGAAUAUGAAACAAAUGAAGUGAAGAAAGUCAUAGAGAUAGCACUCAUGUGCACUCAGGCUGCUACUACAAGGCCAGCCAUGUCCCAAGUUGUGGUUUUGUUGCUCAACAAAGAUGAUGAUCUGGGGCACACGCUGACCCGGCCUAACUUCAUAAAUGUUGCAAAUACAAUUCAGAACACGAUACCCCAAAGAGAUACUUCUACUUUGGCUGGGUCACCUUCAUCCAAUGCCACCAUGUCCGUCAGCCAGUUCUCGCCUCGUUGAGGUUUGCUGACCCCACAUGGAUUAGGGAGGACAUACGCAAGCCAACAGACGAGAAAAUGUGUUAAAUGGAUGCGCGAUCCAAUCCAUACAUCAGGUGGAUCUCACCGCAUUGAUGCCCUUGCCCAAGAGUCAGGCCAACCCACUAAUCAGAUGGGUAGCAAAGUUACAUUCAGCUGUGCAAUUUGUAAUCUAGCUCGUCAGGUAAAGCAAUGCUAUGACUCCAACUCCAGCAUCAAUCUGGUUGUAAAGCAAUGCCAUGACUCCAACUCAGGCAUCGACCUGGUUAAGUUCCCAUGUUGGAUCCACUGAGUCAAGUUGCCCGGUAUGAGUUGGGUCAGUGUGACAAGGGCUCAAGAAUCCAUCCAGUGAUUCCGGCACACGUUUGGAAUAUGGAUUUUGCUAUCGUGGGCUAUGAAAAUUUAAGGACCCAUGUUUAUUGGAAGUUGUUAGCUUUGUUGAGCACUGAUUAACAUUGAAUGGUGCUCUCUAUUCUGUAAGGCUACGCUAUGAGUAUCCUCCAGACAUGAACAAUCAAAGGCAUUCCUUAGCACCAGUUAGUUUCUUACAGAACAUGUCCUCCAUGGGGCCCACUUAAAUUGUACAUUUCUGAUAUCUCCAUCACACAAGUAUUACAUGGCGGCAGUAUGUCAUUUGUGGUUGAGAAGCAGGACGCAUGAUUGGUGAGUCAAAUGUCUUUUCUUUAACCUGCGCAAGGUAUUAAUUUUGCAGUCAUGUUUCUUUUGAGUUGGAACUGAAAGAAAUGUAAUUGCAAUUCGAGGGAUAAUUUCUUACUCUAAA
Magnolia sinica is the source of this 2891-nucleotide messenger RNA. RefSeq names its product cold-responsive protein kinase 1-like. The coding region runs from base 144 to 2093 and encodes 649 amino acids. Gene Ontology annotation, molecular function: ATP binding; protein kinase activity. Gene Ontology annotation, biological process: protein phosphorylation. The record is from RefSeq and is a predicted model, not a curated record. The transcript has 9 exons. Lineage: Eukaryota; Viridiplantae; Streptophyta; Magnoliopsida; Magnoliales; Magnoliaceae.